AUGGGUAAUAUCGAUGAUUUUUCGUCGGUUGAUUGGGGUGAAGACGGUGGAGAAUUUCUGGAUGAAUCUAUGCAAUCUUCUACGCAUCGGUCCGGCAGAAAUCCGUCACCGCCAGUCAGAAACCGUAGUAGUCAGAGCCAAGCUGCUACUCCGUCUCCUAAGCUUCCCGGUAUUCGUGAGCAGUUGAGAAUCAUACGAGAUGCAGCUGCUCAUGGUGAAAUAAUUGAUUUUGAUGAUAAUCAAGUCAGAUUAGAGCCACCACCUUGUCACCGUGCUCCGCGACCGCUUCCCCCUCCAGUAGUUGCUGCAAAUAUCAGAAAUGAGGAGUACAAUCAUGAAGAAGCGUUAAAAACUGCUCUUGGAAGCGACUGUGAAGACGACUCGGAUGAGGAGAGCGUGAGCAAUGAGCCAUCACGCUCACCCUCGCCAUCAGCCAGCGGAGACGAAAAUCAGGAGUACAAAGUGGAAGACGAUCCGGAAUUCGCCAUUGCGGACGAGGACGAGAUGGAGGAUGAAGAGGAGGAUAUACCAGCUCGCCGUGGAUCUUCAGAAGGCAAUCGUUCUCCCAGAGGCUCACGUCAUCGCCGACGAGCUAUUCGAGACGACAACAGUAAUGAAAACUUUUUCAAAAGAUAUAACAGUCUUCCGGUGGACGAUGAAGACUACACUAUCACCAGGAACGUCGAGUCUGAGAGCGGCUUGUCCAGUCUUCCUUGGAAAGUAGACACCAAAUCCUGGAAUAGACUUUUCCCAUUCCAAAAAGAUGGCGUUCAAUGGCUCCAAACAAAGAUGGACCAUCGUAGUGGUGGGAUUCUUGCCGAUGAGAUGGGUCUCGGAAAGACGAUCCAGACUUGCAUUUUUCUGAGAUCAAUUGCAGAAACUCAGCGCACCUCUUAUAAAUACAAAGGUCUGGAUACCUGCCUCAUUGUGUGCCCCGUCUCUGUCACCCAUCAAUGGGUCGAAAAGCUUAAUGAGUGGUUCCCAAGAGUGAGAGUCUUCCUCCUCCAUCAAACAAGCUCUACUGGACGUGAGAGGAACUGGGCUGAUAGGAUUCUGAAAAAGCUGGGAAAGAAGUCCAGAUACUAUCCGGACGGAGCUGUGGUGCUCACGACAUAUGGGACUUUCACAAAUCUCCACAAACGUAUUGUCCCGCUUCCCUGGCAGGUCGUCAUUCUCGAUGAAGGGCAUCAUAUUCGGAACGACGACACGAAAUGCGCCGAAGCGAUGCGACAGCUGACGACUACGCAGAGAUUCAUUCUCACUGGAACUCCUUUCCAAAAUCGGCUGAAGGAAUUUUGGAAGCUCAUCGAUUUUGUGAAUCCAGGAAGACUUUCCGAUGCGAAGACCUUCGAUAAAUGUUUCAUAAGGAUCAUCAACGCGGGCGCCUACAUCAAUUGCUCACCGGAAGCUGCUGCCAAGGCUUACCAAUGCUUGAUGGCUCUCCAUUGCGCCAUCAAACCACUGAUCCUCCGUCGUCUUCAGAAGGAUCACCGAAUGGAGUUGAAUCUCACUGACAUCGAAGAAGUGAUGAUCAGCUGUGAACUAAGUCCGAGACAACGGCGAAUCUACCAAGAGUUUUGCGGAUCCAUCGAAGUUCAGCAGAUUCUUGAAAGGAAUAUAAAAGCAUUCGGUGGAAUCAAUAAGCUUGGCGACAUUUGUAAUCAUCCCGGAAUCUAUCGGAAAAUGAAACCAGGAACCGAGAAAUUUGGAAGAAUGCAUGAUUCCGGGAAAGUCGUUAUGCUCUUCAGGCUCUUCCGGAGAUGGUUCAAGAACCCGAACAAUCGCGUUGUGUUGUUCACUCAACGUUUGGCAGUGGUGGAUAUGUUGGCAUUCUACUUGGAUAAGAAGCAAAUUGCCUACUGCACGUUAACUGGGAACAACUCUCUUCCGGAACGCACAAGGAUCAUCAAGCGCUUUGAAGAGGAUCUGAGCAUCAAAGUAUUCUUGAUGACGACGCGCACCGGAGGACUAGGGCUGAAUCUCGCUUCAGCCAACAAAGCUGUAAUUUUUGAUCCGGAUUGGAACCCGCAAGCUGACAACCAGGCAAAGAUGAGGAUCUAUCGAAUGGGACAGCAGCACAAGGUCACUAUCGUCCGGCUGGUUUCGAAUGGAUCGAUUGAAGACCGAAAGUAUUUCAAGCAGAUCCAGAAAGAGAAUCUUGCUGAACAGCUUCUGAACAACGCCGAUGUGAACCACACGAUCCCCAACAACACGCUGAAGGAUCUGUUCACCCUGAAACCCGCAGGAUUGAAAGGGUCGGACAUUGGAGUCUAUAUCGAAGGAGACAUCGUCCCAGAGGAGGGUUUAAAGUCCAGCAACAAGGAUCUCAAAAAGAAAGCGAAGAAGGAUCUGAAGCACAAGCUUGAAGGCUUCGAGGACAAGAAGCUGCUCCUAUCACUGUUUGAUGAUGACAAAUUGGUGGCGAUGAGGAACCACGCGAGGACGGUUCAAGAUGGAGCUUGCCUCCGUGCUCCAGAAAGGAAACGAAUUAAUGAAGCUGUGGAGAGCGCCGUUAAAAGCCUUCUGCAUUCGGAAGGAAGACUGGCUCAUGGCUGGAAGAAGGAAUUCCAUAGGCAUCUCCGGCACAGUGGCUUGAAGCGGAUCAAGAGCGAGUACAAUGUGGAGGAGGAGAAAAUCGAUGGGUCAUUUUGGGACUCCAUAACACCUCGAUUCAAGUGUAACGACGAUAAGAAAGAGCUUGAUAAAAUAGUCAUGUGUGCUCGCCUACUUCAUGAUUUCCUGCAGAAAUGCCCCGAUGGGAAGGAGGAGAAAUUCCUCAAAAAAAUCCUCGCUAAGCAGCUGGACUUCACGGAUCCAACCCAAACUUUUUUCUUCCGCGAGAUCAUUUCCACUAUCGCAAUUUACAACGAAGACACUGAUUGUUGGACGUUGAAGAAAAUGUAUCAAGAAGCGAGAAUCAAGAGAAAGGAUGCUGUUAACACCUCGGAAGAUCAUUCGCCUCCUAGAUCCAAGAAACAUAGGAGAUCGAUGGAAGAUUCGUCAAACCAACCAUCGACAUCUACCCAAGCUUACCAGACGGACAAUUAA
Molecule: messenger RNA, 3048 nt
Organism: Caenorhabditis briggsae
Lineage: Eukaryota; Metazoa; Nematoda; Chromadorea; Rhabditida; Rhabditidae
Gene: Cbr-csb-1
Product: Protein CBR-CSB-1
Exons: 12
Coding region: 1-3048 (1015 amino acids)
Biological process (GO): transcription-coupled nucleotide-excision repair
Cellular component (GO): nucleus
Molecular function (GO): ATP binding; ATP-dependent chromatin remodeler activity
Source: RefSeq, a predicted model, not a curated record